GGUCCUGCCUCCUCAGAUUCUCAUGUAUUGCAUUUUUAGCCCAAGUCUUUGGAAUCUCCUCCUCCCUCCAGAUUUUUUUCUUUAUAAGGAUGAAUGAGGAGUUCAUAUUUUGUGCUACACAAAACCAGAAGCAGAAGCACACAACAAAAAGCAACCUUGAGAAUAAAUUUAAUUCAAACGAAAUGCCAUUAACCAAGGGAGAGCCAACACAGCACACAGUUUUUAAAAAGUUCAGAACCACAGCAGCGGAAGAUGUCACUGGUGAAGGAUAUUUCUCCCCUUUUCCAUGGAGGCUCAUAUCUGUGGUGCUUGGUGUCCUGAGCCUUGUCCUGAUGGCCACAGCCAUCACAGCGGCUGUGUUUACUGCAAAGUCAUCUUCCAAAAGAACGUCUCUUGCAAUCCCACAAAAAGAAAAUCUUUGUCCAGGACCUCUUUAUCACCCUUGUCCAAAGAAUUGGGUAUGGUUCAAAUUCAGUUGCUACCACUUCUCCAAGGAAGAGUUAACUUGGAGAGAGAGUCAACGUGCCUGCUCAUCUCUCAAUGCCAGUCUCAUGAGGAUGAACAGUGAAGAGAUGCAUUUCUUCUCUUUGAAAUCUUUCUUUUGGAUCGGCAUCUACCGUAAGGCAGCUGAUAAGCACUGGCUAUGGGAAAAUGAUUCGGCUAUUCCCCCUGAUAUUCUCCUGCCCAUGGCUGAAUCCAGCCAGAAGCCAGAAGGCAUGAAAGUUGUCAGUGAUACAGUUGCUAGAGUUCAGCUUCUAGGGGGGACAGAAUAUAGCCAGGAAGCAUGA
This is a messenger RNA of Lepus europaeus (European hare), 788 nucleotides long. RefSeq names its product killer cell lectin-like receptor subfamily E member 1. The record is from RefSeq and is a predicted model, not a curated record. The transcript is spliced from 7 exons. Gene Ontology annotation, biological process: stimulatory C-type lectin receptor signaling pathway; positive regulation of natural killer cell mediated cytotoxicity. Lineage: Eukaryota; Metazoa; Chordata; Mammalia; Lagomorpha; Leporidae. The coding region runs from base 90 to 788 and encodes 232 amino acids.